Molecule: messenger RNA, 1366 nt
Organism: Cavia porcellus (domestic guinea pig)
Lineage: Eukaryota; Metazoa; Chordata; Mammalia; Rodentia; Caviidae
Gene: Abhd1
Product: abhydrolase domain containing 1
Exons: 9
Coding region: 87-1298 (403 amino acids)
Biological process (GO): medium-chain fatty acid catabolic process; medium-chain fatty acid biosynthetic process
Molecular function (GO): monoacylglycerol lipase activity; acetylesterase activity
Source: RefSeq, a predicted model, not a curated record
CGGCGGCAACCUGCGGGCGGAAGAGUGGGGGUUCAGGCUCCCGGGACAGCGGCCAGCCUGGGGUUUGGAGCUUACCCGCACAAAAGAUGCCGAGUUCCUCUCCUAGUCCCCAGAGCAGCACCUGGACAGAGACAUUCUCUCUGCUCUUGCCCUGCGUUGCUCUCUACCUGGGCUACUACUGGGCAUGUGUGCUCCAGAGCCCUCGCCUGGUGGCUGGACCUCCAUUUCUGAGGUUCCUGAGGCAACACUGUCCCCUCACUGUGGAGACUUUCUACCCCACACUAUGGUGUUUCGAGGGACGGCUGCAAACCAUCUUUCGUGUCUUUCUGCAAUCUAAGCUGCAAAUCCCUUACCGGAGUGAAGUCCUCCGGACCCCAGAUGGAGGCCAGUUCCUGCUAGACUGGGCCGAGCAGCCCAACAAUGAUCACCGCCCUGACCCUGGCACUCAGCCCAUUGUGUUGCUGCUUCCUGGCAUUAGUGGCAGUAGCCAGACCACCUACAUCUUGCACUUGGUUGACCAAGCUUUGAGGGAUGGCUACAGGGCUGUUGUAUUUAAUAACCGAGGCUGCCGUGGGGAAGAGCUGCUGACCCACAGGGCUUACUGCGCCAGCUACACGGAAGAUCUGGAGAUGGCUGUGAGCCACAUAAAGCGCCGCUACCCUCAAGCGCCAGUGCUGGCGGCGGGCAUCUCUUUUGGAGGGAUCCUGUUGCUCAACUACCUGGCACAGACCGGGGAGGCUGCGGGCCUGGUGGCAGGACUGACUCUGUCUGCAUGCUGGGAUUCCUUUGAGACGGCGUACUCCCUGGAGACCCCCCUGAACUCGCUGCUCUUCAACGAGCCCCUCACAUCCAUGCUCUGCCAGUUUGUGGACAGAAACAGAAAGGCGAUUGGAAAGUUGGUGGAUGUAGACUUUGUCCUACAGGCCCGCACAAUCCGCCAGCUCGAUGCGCGCUACACAUCUGUAGCCUUUGGGUAUCCAGACUGGGUUGCCUACUACCAUGCAUCAAGUCCCAAAAACAAGGUAGGCGCCAUCCAGCGCCCCGUGCUCUGCCUCAAUGCAGCAGAUGACCCCUUCUCCCCAGUCCAUGCCUUUCCCCUACAGGCGGCCCAAAACUCCUCCCAUGUUGCACUGCUUAUCACAGCUCGGGGUGGCCACAUUGGCUUCCUGGAAGGCCUGCUGCCCUGGCAGCACUGUUACAUGAGCCGCCUCUUCCACCAGUAUGCCAAAGCCAUCUUCCAGCACCCAGAGGAGCUGCUUGACCUCAAGGUGCUCACCUCCGGGGACAGAAAGAGCUGACAAGUCUACCACUUGGGGGCUUAAUUCAGUCUUCCCUUUUUUAUUAAAUAUCAACCCUUCCUGCCUAA